Molecule: messenger RNA, 2049 nt
Organism: Anopheles bellator
Lineage: Eukaryota; Metazoa; Arthropoda; Insecta; Diptera; Culicidae
Gene: SmydA-1
Product: SET domain-containing protein SmydA-8
Exons: 5
Coding region: 303-1904 (533 amino acids)
Molecular function (GO): protein binding
Source: RefSeq, a predicted model, not a curated record
UGAAGAAACAAUCCAAAGUUACAUUCUAUUGUCGGGCCUGCGGUUCGCUGCCUGGUUGAAAUGAGGACGCUAGAAAUAAGGCGAAGAUAAAAAUAUCGUUUCCUGGUGCUGACACUGCCUCGCCGAACAAACCACAGCCGUGACUUUGCGCCGAGCACGUGGAACAAACGAUCAACCACGGAGUAACAUCUGUUGCGUAGGAAAAUAUAAACGGUCCGUUGGUGAGUGUUGUUUGUGGCCGAAGCAAUUAGUGUUGCGGAAAUUCGAGUGAAAACGCUGUCGCAGCGCUCGCUCUAACUAAGAUGCUCGAAGACGAAGAUUCCGAUCGGGUUGUGAAAAUCUGUCCGGUCUGUAAGGAGGACGCAACGAAGCGAUGCUCUCGGUGCGCAAUGGUGUUCUACUGUAGCGUGGAGCAUCAGCAGCAACACUGGAAGACGCAUAAACUUACCUGCAAUCCGUUUAAGAUUUUCUCCAAUGAGCAGUUUGGCCGGUUUUUGGUGGCCACCAGGGACAUCAAGGCGGGUGAAAUCGUCAUCAAGGAAUCGCCUCUGGUUCAUGGGCCCGCACAAGUCACGGGUCCCGUCUGCGUUGGAUGUUUGCAGGGUUUACAAGAGAAUAAAUAUCUGGAGUGUGAGCGGUGUGGCUGGCCAGUGUGUAAGCGUUCCUGCCAAGACCAUCCGGCUCACCGGGAUGAAUGCAAGCUGACCGUAGGACGAGGCAGCAAGAUCUCCGUUAAGCACUUUUACGUGCCACAUCCGAUGUACCAGUGUCUAAUGCCCUUACGGUGUCUUCUGCUGGCCGAAAGUGAUCCAGUGAGAUGGGAGAGUCUGCUUCGGCUCGAGUCACACGACGAGGAACGGCGAGGAUCCGAACAGUGGCGCAACGAUCGCGAAGGGGUUGCAAAACUCAUUCCGAGGUUCUUCAAGUGCGACAGCCGCUGGGACGAGGACGAGAUCCUGCGGGUGGUCGGCAUUAUCCAGGUGAACGGGCAUGAGAUCCCACUGACGGACCCAUCCUCGGUGGCGAUCUACAACCUGGCCUCGAUGCUGGAGCACUCGUGCCGACCGAACCUGACGAAAAGCUUCACCAACCGCGGCGAAAUAGUGAUCUGGGCCCCGAAUGCGAUCAAACGGGGCGAUCGGCUCAGCAUCUGCUACACGGACGUGAUGUGGACAACCGGCAAUCGGGUGGAGCAUCUGCAGCAGACGAAGAUGUUCCGGUGUGAGUGUGAUCGGUGCAACGAUCCGACGGAGUACGAGACCUACUUCAGUGCGCUCCGUUGUGCCGGCUUUCAGAAGGACUCGAAGUGCAAGGGCUAUCUGUUGCCGGUGAACAAGGAUGAGUGGAAGGAUGAUUGGCGUUGCCUCAAGUGCCACAAGGAGGUGACGGGUGCGGCCGUUGGUCAAAUUCUAGAGCGUGCCCGGAUGGACCUGGAAGCGAUGCAGAAACAUCGGGAGGAUCACUGCAACAAGUACAUAAAGCACUACUCCAAGUGGCUCACGCCCAACCAUCAAUACCUGGUGGACGUGAAGAUAUCGCUGUCGCAGGUGAUCGGGGGCAAGGCUCCGGAGGCGAUCAAGAAGAUCCCCUACGAGAAGCUGAUGCACAAGAUCAAGCUCUGCCAGGAUCUGGUGGCACUGUUCGAGAAGAUCUGCCCAGCCGAAGCCCGCGCAUUCGGAGCUACGAGAUUCGAGCUUCACGCGGCCCUCGCGGAACUUGCUCGCCGCAGCACGGAGUCCAAUAAUCCGGCCUGUACGGCCCAACUGGAAGAAUCACUGUUCAACGCCGACGAGUGUAUACGGAUGCUGCUACACGAACCGAGCGUACUGAUGGAAAGCAAGAUCUGUGGACAGGCGAGGUUAAACGCACAGGCACUAAAGUCUCUUUUAGGUAUCAAAGAUUAAUCGCACGUUAGGUGGACAGUAGAACCAAGACAGUGGCACAUAGAUUAGCAUUGCAUUGCACGAAGACACCACCCAAAGUGAUUCCUAGAGAAUGGUAGCAGACUAAACACUCUCAUUUAGCAAAUAAAGCACCGUUGUUAGACCA